CCCAUGGAGCAGACAGCCGCACCUGGGGUCCCAUGGCUCCCUUGCAGCCACAGGCAGGCCUUAGCCCUGUACCAGCACCUCUUUGGACGCCCUGCGGCCCUGGGCCAGCUCCAGGCUGCCCUGCAGCAGGUGCAAGAGAGUCGGGCCUGUCGCUCAGGACUGGAGCUGCCCACUGUGUUGCUGGAGAUGGAGUGGAGCCGGAGGGCCCAGGAGCAGCUCCUGUGGGACUUGGAGCUGCUGACUGGGGCAGGGCUGAGCCUAUUCUGGCCCCCCUGGGCCCAGUUCUGUGGUCUGAGGGGCCAGGCCCAGUGUGUAUGGAGCCAGCGCAGCAAGCCGCAUGGUGGGACAGGUGGAGGCCCUGAGCGGUGGGCCAGCAAGACUUCCAGGCUAUGCCCACUGCCUCAGGCUGGGGACUCUCUGAGCCAGACCCACUAGCUUCCAGACAGGGGGCAGGCAGUAGACCCAUCGUGGGCCCUGGAUCUGGGCGAAGCUAGGAGUGACAGAGACCCCCAGUGGGAGAGACCUCCCAUGCCUGCAGAGCCUACACCGGGUGGCUUACAAGAGCCGAACCCCACCACCAGCAGUAGCUUUGGGGACCCAGGAAGCUCUGAGUUCAAGGACACGGCCCAGAGAGGAGAGAGAAGACAAGCCCGACCCACAACCCAAAGGCCAUCCACAAGCCUAUGGGGGAGGAAGCUCGUGUCUCCAAGACCCUCAGGCCUGCCCUCCCAGGGCCUGUCAGAACCCCAAGAUCCCCUUGAGGGGCUGGACUGGAGCCUGGGCCAGGAGAGGGCAGAACUUCAGAAACUGCUGAGGAUUGAGAUUCCUCAGAGGCAGAGAGAGCAGAAAGAGCGCCCCAGGGGUCGGAGUUGGGAGGCCCCCAGGGGGGAGGGCAAGGAAGUUCUGAGUCGGAGAGAGAAGAUACACCAGGGUCAGAGUGGGGAGGCUACUCAGGCUCUGAGGGAGGAAGCCUCCGUGUAUCCUGGGGGGAAGGCUCCCCAGAGUGAGAGGAGAGAGUGUCUUCAAGGUCAAAGACACAACAGCCCUGAGUGCCAGAGAGAAGAGGUCCUGCAGGAGCCGCAGAAGGAGACUCAGGGUCGGGAAGUGAAGACCUUUCCAGCUUCCCCAGGCCCAGUCUCACAAGCCUGGGGGGUGGCCGAGGGAGAGGCGCCCACACUGCCCCCGGAGGAAGGCGGCUCCCUGGGAAUUUCUAGGGAUUUCUGCAGGUCACCAGGAGAACAGAAGCCUCAGCCUGUGGGGAGGAAGAGCCCUGGCUCCGGGGAAACGACCACCCAGCUGACUCAGGACCAAACUGACGGCCCAAAGCCGGCCGCAGGAGACCCCAGGGCCGCGCAGGAGGGGGCGUGGCCUCCCCUUCCACCGCCGAGGCUCCCAGGCCCAGGGGCCGAGGCGCUAGCGGCCCCAGGCAUCAGGGGCUCAGGCCCGCAGCAGCACCCCGUGGCUCUCCCGGGGCGCCCAGGGCCGGUGCGUGACCCACACGGGUUUCAGGACCUGGAAGGAAGCCCGGGCGCGGCGGAGCAGGUGCCCGGCGGUUCUGCUAGGCUUCUGGGCACCGUCGGGGAGCUAAGGGGUGGCGCGGAAGCCCCCGGGGCCUCGAAAGCCGCGUGGCCCAGGCUCCCGGGCCGGGAGAAGGUGUCGGCGGCCGUGAGCGCGGCGCACAAGGAGACUGCCCUGCAGCGGCUGCUGGAGCUGCACGGCGCGGCCAGGCGCCGGCAGCGACAGGCCCGCGAGCAGCAGCGGCUCUGGGUCUUGGAACGCCUCCGGCUCGUCUGGAACCGCCACUGCCGGGUGCACCCUCUGGGGCCCCCACCCAGCCCCGCCCAGCUCCCGCCACAGGCAAGACUCCCGGGAGAAGACGGCGGGGGCCCCGCGAUCCUGCCCGGGCGGGAGUGGGUGAGGGCGCCUCCCGGGUUCCUUCCGUCUCGCACCGGCACCGAUGCGGACCUACGGCGGGAGGGGCGCGUCUGCCGGGUGCUGCCUCCCGCUGGCUCCCUCGGGGGGGCCCGCAGAGCACGCCCGGGGACUCAGCGCUCGGCCCCGACGCAGGAGGACGAGGUGGGGCAGCGACGGGCCUUGCGGGAGCAGCUGCAGCGAGGGCUCCAGGAGAGGACCUGGCGGCUGAGGGCCAUAGGGGCCAGGAACACCCAGAGCUUCCAGCAGCUACUGUGGCCUCCUGGUGCUGAGGAGCCCUUGCCUGGAGAGGAGCGCCCACCCUUCCCAGCCCCCUUGAGUCGUUGCUGAAUCCUCAAAUGGUUGAUGAAAGAGAUGGGGAUUAAGGAAAAAGCAAGCCAGCAAACUGCAGGCCAGCAAAGGCAGAACAGAGGUGGUUCCAAGAAAGGCCCAGAACUUUGCCUCAGGGCCUGGGAGGCCAGACACACGGACACACACAGCAGCUUCAGCCCCACCAGGAGGCAUGUUAUUUCUUCUUCCCUCGCUAAGUCCACUGCCUGGCCACCAUCAGAGAGCCAGGUCCUGAGGGUCAAGCAGCGAGAAGGCCCCAUUCUUUCGGAAGAACGAUUCAAUGCGGCACAUCUUACAGGAGACCAGUUCUUGCUUCAGUGGGGGGCCUGCGAAAAGAUGUCAGAGGCCAGGAAUGGGGCCUGGGAAAGGGAACUUGCAGAGCAUGGGAGCCCUGCCUACGAAGCCCUAGGAAUCUGCCUGUAUUGUAUCCACUUUGGAAGCGUGAAGGAAUAAAAGGUACUUUUGAGGAA
Molecule: messenger RNA, 2732 nt
Organism: Lontra canadensis (Northern American river otter)
Lineage: Eukaryota; Metazoa; Chordata; Mammalia; Carnivora; Mustelidae
Product: collagen alpha-1(VII) chain-like
Source: RefSeq, a predicted model, not a curated record